Cloeon dipterum is the source of this 5041-nucleotide messenger RNA. It is a transcript of the gene Tep2, whose product is annotated as Thioester-containing protein 2. The coding region runs from base 221 to 4672 and encodes 1483 amino acids. The transcript has 25 exons. Gene Ontology annotation, molecular function: endopeptidase inhibitor activity. Gene Ontology annotation, cellular component: extracellular region. Lineage: Eukaryota; Metazoa; Arthropoda; Insecta; Ephemeroptera; Baetidae. The record is from RefSeq and is a predicted model, not a curated record.
UCCCUACCCUGGCGGUGGGAGCGUCAGGUAUACCGCUCGCCUACUCUCGCGCACUUUGUCAGCCGGCCGCAGUCGACGAACGCCAGCGAGGCCAACGAGUGUGGAAUAGCAAUGAGUCUCCGUCGCCUCUGUUGUUAGGGCUGCUGAACGAAGAGGAAAAUUGUUGUCGAGACCAGUUUUCACCCCCUUUUCGCACCGCAGGGCGCACCAACAGAUCAAAAUGAAGCUCCAAGCCGGAGUUGUGGCUGUUUUCUUUUCACUUGCCGUAUCUUCAAUUACGAGCAUUGCAGCACAGCAAGGAUUUUACACUGUUAUCGCACCUAAAGUGUUGCGACCGAACAGCGAGUAUCACGUGUCCGUGUCCACGCACGGCGUCGACAAGACUACGCAGGUGUGGGUGGAGGUCGGCGGAAAGCAGGACAGUGGCGGAAAGUUCACCUCCUCGCAGAGCAUCUCAGUGGAGCCCAGAACGACUAGAAUCCUCAGAAUCGAUAUCGGAGAUGUCGGUCCAGGAAACUACAACGUGACCGCUCGUGGAAACGGCGGACUGGAAUUCCAGAACACCACGGAGCUGAGCUAUGUGCACAAGAGCUACUCGGUGCUCGUCCAGACCGACAAGGCGAUUUACAAGCCCGGAGACACGAUCCAGUUCAGGAUUCUGGCACUGAACAAACACCUCAAGCCGACCGUUACUGCUGCCCUGGACGUUUUUAUAACUGAUGGAAAAGGAAACAGGGUGAAACAGUGGUCCAGGGUUCUCCCCACGAGAGGUGUGUUUUCCGCCGAUCUUCCUCUUUCCAAAAACCCCGUUCUGGGAGACUGGAAUAUCACGGUCAGCGUUUUGGAUCAGUCCUUCCACAAAACGAUCCAGGUGGCAGAAUACGUGCUGCCUAAAUUCGAGGUUUCCAUCUCGACCCCGCCUUUCACCACUUUUAAGGACUCCCGUAUUUCCGCCACAAUUUCGGCCAAAUACACGUACGGAAAGCCAGUAAAGGGCGAAGCCACGGUGACCAUGUACCCAACAAUUUUCUCUGGCCUCAUCCAACCAAUUUUCCAAAAUCCGGUGCGCAAGGUCGUCGCCAUCGACGGAAAAGCCAACGUUGAAUUCGACAUUGUGAAAGAGUUGGGUCUGAACGACGAGUUUGAAAGGCCAGUGCAAAUCGAGGUGACAGUGCAGGAAGCGCUUACUGGCCGCAGACAAAACACUUCGACCUCCAUUCCUCUCUUUAAAAAUAAAUACAAAAUGGAGCUGGUCAAAACGCCCGAAUAUUACAAGCCUGGACUCAAGUUUACUGCUUACAUUAAACUGACCACUCACGACGGCAUGCCAAUCACCGACUCGAAAAAUCCAGUCCGAAUCCGCUGGGGCUACGGUUACGACCACGCCACUUACACCUCCGAGAACCACUACCUGUCCUCCGAGGGCUUGGUGGAGCUCAACUUCUACCCACCCAUCGUCUCAAAUGUGUCUACCAUCGGCCUGGAGGCACAGUACCUGGACCUGAGUGAAUGGUUCUCGACGAUAACUGCCUCCGUGUCACCCAGCAACACGUUCAUACAGGCCAUCAUCCGAUCGGAGAACGCAGAGGUUGGCAAUGAUGUUGAGGUGUACAUGAAUUGCACGGAGAGGAUUUCCUCGUUCAACUACGAGGUUCUGGGCCGCGGCGACGUGUUGACCGCUGGCACUAUCCAAGUGCCAUCUGGCCAGCAGGACCAACGCUUCCGAUUCGUGGCUACGCAGACCAUGGCCCCAAGGGCUCACUUGGUUAUCUACUACGUUCGACCUGAAAACGGAGAAGUGGUCGCCGACUCAGUAGACUUUACGGUCACUGGAAUGCUCCAAAAUUUCGUUGACUUGGAAGUGAACCCCACAGACACGCAACCAGGCGUAGCUGUCGACUUGACCAUCCGCACGAAACCCAACUCGUACGUCGGUGUUCUCGGCGUGGACCAGAGCGUGCUUCUCCUCAGGAGCGGCAACGAUCUCUCCAUGCGAGACGUUGAAAACGAGCUGUUGUCCUUCGACUCGGCACCUCAAGAGCCCAAAAGCCCCAACUGGCCACCGUUCGCCAGGCGCCGCAGGAGGUCCCUUGCCUGGUUCCCGAGCCACGCCGACGCCGGCGAGGUUUUCCAAAAGUCUGGAGCCGUGAUCCUGACCAACGGAUACGUCCACGAGCACAUGCCUCUAGGAUUCGCGUCUGGAGGCGUGGUGGCGCGCCUGCCCUCCGGAAAAAAUUACCCAGGACCUCUACCUACGAGGCCUCCCCUCGCGGGGCCGUACGCCUUUUCGCGCAUUCCAAAGCCCGUCAACAACAACCCGCGCAUCUAUCUCACGCACGAGCCGCAGCCGGUUUGGCUCUUCGAGGACAUGUUCACAGGUCCUGACGGCCGGACCUCACUGAAGAGGAAAGCGCCCGACACAAUCACCUCAUGGGUGCUCUCCGCUUUCUCCGUUGACUCGCUCUACGGACUCGGCCUGACACAAACGUCCAGCAAACUGCGGGUUUUCCGACCUUUCUUUGUGUCGCUCGACCUGCCGUACAAUGUAGUGCGCGGUGAGGUGUUCGCCAUUCCCGUUGUCGUCUUCAACUACAUGGACCGCGAUCUCGCCGUGGACGUGUCCCUGGACAACUCUGACGGACAGUUUGAAAUCCCCGACAUGUCCAACGAUAUCGACGCUCCGAAGACUUUCGACUCGGCGCAGCUGUCGAGGCGAAUCACCGUCAAAGCAAACAGCGGCUCAAACACGGCGUUCAUGGUGACCACCAAGCGUCUGGGCAUGCUCGACAUCAACGUGAAGGCCGAGAGCUCCCUGGCGGGCGACGCGGUCAAGAGACAGCUUUUGGUCAAGGCCGAGGGCGACACGCAGUACGUGAACGAUGCCAUCUUUGUCGACCUCAGAGACACCGAAAACUUUGAGACAAAUCUGACCCUGAAAUUCCCCAAAAACUUUGUCGAGGGCUCUGAGAAACUGGAGGUGUCCAGUGUUGGUGACUUGCUUGGACCCAGUAUUCCUAAUUUGGCUAAUCUGAUCAGGAUGCCAUUUGGCUGUGGCGAGCAGAACAUGCUCAAUUUUGUUCCUAACAUCGUGGUUCUUGACUAUCUGAAGAAUUCAAACCAAUUGACCCCGGCCGUCGAAAACAACGCUCGCAAAUUCUUGGAGAUCGGCUACCAACAGGAACUGACUUACAAACACGACGACGGCUCAUUCAGCGCCUUUGGAAAAUCUGACCCAUCUGGCAGCACAUGGCUGACCGCAUUCGUAGCAAAGUCAUUCAGGGCAGCGUCUCCCUACAUCACCAUUGACCCUGUGAUGGUGAAUCAGGCACUGCAAUGGCUCCAGGGUGUACAGGCUGUCAACGGCAGCUUCCCUGAGGUCGGAAAGGUUCAUCACCACGACAUGCAAGGUGGAGCCGCAAGUGGACUCGCGCUCACCGCGUACACUCUAAUCACUUUCCUCCAGGAUAAGGAGUCGGCCGGUUUGUACCGAAACGUGAUCAACAAGGCAACGGAUUACAUCGGUCGCAACCUGGACGGCCGGCUGGACGACCCUUACGCAAUCGCCCUGGCAACCUACGCCCUUCAGCUGGCUGGACACCCUCUGAAAGAGACGGCGUUCAACCUGUUGGAGAGCAAGGCGCAGAGCAAGGAUGACAUGAAGUGGUGGAGCAAGCCUGUGCCAGAUAACGACAAGAAAAAUCCGUGGCGGCAGUUCAAGACGGACCCGAUCGCAGUUGAAAUGACCUCUUACGCCCUGCUGAUCUACCUGGAGAGGGGGCUCGUCAGGGACAGCCUGCCAAUCCUCAAGUGGCUCGUUUCCCAGAGGAAUAGUAACGGCGGAUUUGAAUCCACACAGGACACGGUUGUCGCUUUGGGCGCCCUGGCCAAGUUGGCCGAGCAAAUAUCUGUCAGUUCCUCCGGUCAGAGGGUCGAGGUGACCUUUGAAUAUGAAGGAAAAAACAGUCCGAAGCAGUUGACAGUGAACUCAAACAACGCAAUGAUUUUGCAAAAGGAAGAGCUCCCACAAAAUGUGCGGGAGUUGAAGAUCAAGGCCAAAGGAAAGGGAUUCGCCAUCGUGCAAGUUUCCUACAGCUACAACGUCGACGUAACCGCGCCUUGGCCUCUUUUCCACCUGGAUCCCCAACUCACCAGGGAUUCGACCGCUGACCACCUGCAGCUCUCAGUCUGCUCAGGAUUCACAGGCCUUGGAAACAUAAGCAGCAACAUGGCUGUUAUGGAAGUGGCGCUGCCCUCAGGGUACACUGCCGACCCUGAUUCCCUGCCUGGCCUCAGAGCGGCACCUUUCGUCCAGAGGGUUGAAACCGGUGAAGGAGACACCAAAGUUAUUCUUUACUUUGAUAAGAUGGGUAGAGAAGAGAUUUGUCCCACAGUGAAAGCCUACAGGACGCAUAGGGUGGCGCGGCAGAAGCCUGUGCCUGUUACCCUUUACGACUACUAUGAUUCUUCUCGAAGGGCGCGUCAGUUCUAUCUGCCACGCGUGCAGACGGUUUGCGACAUCUGCGAGGGCGACGUGGGCUGCGAGGUGUGCGGCCGCGGCUCAGCCGGCAGCCGUCGCAACGGCGCCGACGGCCUCAACGUCGGCUCAGCGGCAUCUGCGUCCGUGGCCACCGUGGUGCUGGGCGCCACCGCCCUCUGGCUGGCCAGGGCCUGAGCCUGCGACGCGAGUGCCAAAGACCGCGAGUGAGGAGAGACUGACGCAGAAUUGAUCGAUUUUGUUACUCGAAUUGAGAUUUAGAAAAAGAGAAAGAGAGCGAGAGAGAGUGAGAUGCACGCAAGCCGCUGCUGUAUAUGAGGUUGAAAUUUUGCAUUUUCGUCCGUGCAUAGUCUAAAAGUUUUUUUUACUAAUAUUCGACUAACGAAAUGAGUUGUGCGUAAAUAAAAAAACCUGGACAAUUAAUUGCUGACAGUAAUAGUGAUAUAAGUGCUGAAAGAUCCAUUCAUCAACUGAAAUUGUAAAUUUUAAGAUAAUUGUAAUUAUUACCAAGUGCUAUCUAAAUAAAACUAGAGUUUUUAAAAUAUU